Messenger RNA from Danio rerio (zebrafish), 3654 nucleotides. Lineage: Eukaryota; Metazoa; Chordata; Actinopteri; Cypriniformes; Danionidae. The record is from RefSeq and is a predicted model, not a curated record.
UCAGUCUUGUAUGCUUUUGUUAUCCUCCCUCACUCCUCGUCAUUUGCUUUUUAAAAUCUUUUGCGAAAGUUCUCGCAGUCUUUAGUUAUGAAUUUUUAAAAAAACUAUCUAGCAAACAUCAUAAUGAAAGCUGGAGACGACAAUGAAGAAAGAAGAGCUCAGACAAAAUCAGGCUCAUUUGUUCCCAGUGUUGUGUCCAUAAAAAGUGACAAAUCGAUGAAAACGCCUAUUGAGUUACCAAAUGGACAUGUUCCAGAUCAAAGUUUUCGACGGAGAAAUAAUUCACCUGAACCCAGUGUUUUGUCUCUGAAAAGUGACAAAUCAAUGAAAACACCAAUUGAGAUAAAAUAUAGAGAUCCUCCAGGGUAUCAAAGACACCAUUCACCUGAUCCCAGUGCUGUGUCCCUGAAAAGUGACAAAUCAAUGAAAACACCAAUCGAGUUACAAAAUGGACAUAAUCCAGGAGAUCAAAGUUUUAGAGAAAGAUACAAUUCACCUGAUCCCAGUGCUGUGUCCCUGAAAAGUGACAAAUCAAUGAAAAUACCAAUUGAGUUAAAAAUAGGAGAUGCUACAGAGAAUCAAAGGUAUUCACGAACAAAAUAUUAUCAGGAUAUUCUGACGGCUGACAGCCUUCCUGGAAGAUUCAUCCAUCAACAGGAUUCCGAAACCCAUAGACAAAAAAUCCAAAGAUUCAAAUCAAACAUAAAACAGAAACAUCAGUACAUUUUUGAAGGAUUUGCAAAGCAGAGAAACCCAACACUCCUCAAUGAGAUUUACAUAGAUCUCUACAUCACAGAGGGUGGGAAUGGAGAGAUCAGAAAUGAACAUGAAUAUAAAAGGAUAGAAAAAUCUCUGAAGACUGCAGCAACAGCAACAAUACCUAUAAAAUGCAGAGACAUCUUUACACCUUUACCUGGACAAGACAAAGCCAUCAGAACUGUGCUGACGAAGGGAGUCGCUGGCAUCGGAAAAACAGUCUCUGUGCAGAAGUUCAUCCUGGACUGGGCUGAAGAGAAGGAGAAUCAGGACGUCCAGCUCAUCUUUCCACUUCCUUUCAGAGAGAUCAAUCUGAUGAAGGACAAAACACUCAGUCUGUUAGAUCUUCUUCAGCUCUUUUUCCCUCAAACUAAAGAAAUGGAAAUAUCCAGUGACAAAUAUAGAGUGAUGUUCAUUCUUGAUGGUUUGGAUGAAUGUCGGCUUCCCUUAAAUUUCAGAAGGAACGAGACUCUGAGGGAUGCAAACAAAGAGACAUCAGUGGAUGUGCUGCUGACGAACCUGAUUGUGGGGAAUCUGCUUCCCUCUGCCCUCAUCUGGAUCACCUCCAGACCAGCAGCAGCAGAUCUCGUCCCCUCUGAGUGUGUCCAUCGAGUGACAGAGGUACGAGGCUUCAAUGACCCUCAGAAGGAGGAAUACUUCAGCAAGAGAAUCAGUGAUCAGAGUCUGGCCAAUACAAUCAUCUCACACCUGAAGUCCUCCAGGAGCCUCUACAUCAUGUGCCACAUCCCAGUGUUCUGCUGGAUCUCAGCCACUGUUCUGGAGAAGAUGUUGAGUGAAGCAGAGACUGCAGAGAUUCCCAAGACUCUCACUCAGAUGUACACACACUUCCUGAUGGCCCAGAUCAACAUUAAAGACAUGAAGUAUACUGAAAAAAAAGACAAAGACAUUAUCUUCAAGCUGGGGAAACUGGCGUAUGAGCAACUGGAAAGAGGCAAUAUAAUCUUCUAUGAGGAAGACCUGAGAGAGUGUGGCAUUGAUGUGGCAGAAGCUUCAGUUUACUCAGGAUUGUGCACUCAGAUCUUCAGAGAGGAGUUUGGCUUGUAUCAGGAAAAAGUCUUCAGCUUUGUUCAUCUGAGCAUUCAGGAACAUCUAGCGGCUCUAUAUGUGCACCUCUCCUUCCACAACAAUGGUGAAAAUGUGCUUGAAGCACAGGAAUACAGAAAGCCAGGAACAAUGUUGAGCUUACACAAAUGUGCAGUUGAUAAAACUGUACAAAUUUCAAAUGGACGUUUUGAUCUUUUCCUUCGUUUCCUCAUCGGACUUUCACUGCAGUCAAAUCACAGCCUCCUAAAAGAUCUUUUGGGGAAGAAGCCAGGCAGCUCACUGAAAAUAGAACAAACUACCGACUAUCUUAAGGAAAAACUCAAAUCAAUCCCUUGUUCAGAAAGGGCUCUUGUUGUUUUCCACUGUCUGAAUGAACUCAACGAUCAUUCUCUCAUUACUGAAAUACAAAACUACCUGAACGCUGGAGAAAUAAAAACAGACACUUUGUCCCCACACAACUGGUUGGCUCUGGUUUACAUUUUAAUGACAUCAAAUGAGAAGUUUGAGGAGUUUCAACUUCAAAAAUAUGGACGACUGGACGUUGCCUUGCUCUGGCUUCUGCCUGUGAUCAAGCUUUCAAAAAGGAUUUUGUUGAAUGACUGUAAUAUCACAUAUAAAGGCUGUGCAAUAUUGUCUAUGGUUCUUUCAUCCGAAUCCAAUGUGAGAGAGCUGGACCUGAGCAACAACAACCUGCAGGACUCAGGAGUAGAAAUACUCUGUAUCGGCCUGAAGAAAUCGGCCAACGCAAAACAACUGCUAAAAGAAGGGUUUGAAAAGAAGAACAUUGAUCUAGCCUUAUUGCUUAAGCAGAACACAAGCUUUGAAGAUUAUGUAUGUCGCACUGCUGGAUUACAGGACACAGAGUGUAGAUUGGAGUCUCUGAACCUGACCAACUGUGGAGUAACAGAAGAGGGUUGUGUUUUUCUGAGCAAAGCUCUGAUUUUAAAUGGUACCUAUCUGAAAGUGCUGGACCUGAGCUGUAACGCCAUUGGAAACUCUGGUGUGAAACACCUUUGUGCUGCUCUGGAGAACGUUCACUGUGCACUAGAAACAAUGAUAUUGGCCAAAUGUGGAUUGACAGAGGAAAGUUGUGCUGCUCUGGCUUCAGCCCUCAGCUCAAAAACCAAUCUGACAAAUCUGGAUCUGAGUAUUAAUGAUCUACAAGACUCAGGCAUGAGGAAGCUCUGUGUGGGACUGCAGAAUCCUCACUGUAAACUACAGAAGCUGAGGUUGUCCAACUGUAAUGUAACUCACGAAGAACUGAGGGCGCUGACUGAAGCUCUGAAAUCAAAUCCAUCAAAACUGAAAGAGCUCGAUCUUCUCGUGAACAAUCUGUAGGAGUCAGACUUGAACAUGAUACUGGACAAAUCAUCAGACAAUGAAAAGAAACAUCUAGCAAGUCCAGAUAACAACACUUUGUGUGUGAAUUAAGACACACAGUAACACUGUUUAAUUAAAAAAAACAUGUAAAGAACUCCAUUAAUUGUGUAAAUAUGAGUUGCACAAAAAUAAAAAUGCUGUAAAAAACUUAAUUACUCAUACACCAUUAUUGUAAUGCCAAGCUGAAAAUCCACGAAGCAAGAGAAGUCAAAGCUGGCAAUAAGGCUUAUCAGAAAAGUAAUUCCAGACAGUGUGUGUAAAUGAAUGCAAAUGAUCUAAAUUUAGAAUGUAACAUAUAGUAAUGUAACCAGCUUACUCACCCGUGUUUUCUCUUCUUGUUCAGUGCGGAGUUUCUCCAUUUGUUUAAAUGCUACCACUAUACUUGCUUAACAGGAGACAUCAAUCUGUUAUUUUUUACCAUCUGUGAAAAUAAACGUGACUAUUUGUAUUAUC